AAAAACUGAUUUUGAUAAACAAUAAUGAGGAGUUCCUUUUUUGGCAGAAUAGUAAUAUGUCAAAAGAUUCCCUCGUUUUGGUAUGAAAAUGAAAUCACCCACUAUUCCUCUCUGCUUCUUCUUUCUUUUUUCUGUUUCUGCUCCACUUUUUGAAGCCUUUAACAAUGGCGAUGGAGAAUUCAUAUCCGAAGAAAAAGAAGAACCCCACAUCAAAAGAUCCGAUUUCCCACCCGGGUUUCUUUUUGGAGUUGCCACUUCUGCUUACCAAGUUGAAGGAGCUUAUCUCGAAGAUGCUAAGUCCUUAAGCAAUUGGGAUGUAUAUUGUCAUUCUAUAGGCUGUGGAGAAAAUUCAGAGAAUGGAGAUAUUGCAGAUGAUCAUUAUCAUCUGUUCUUGAAAGACAUAGAGAUGAUGCAUUCCCUUGGUCUAAAAGCAUACAAAUUUUCGAUUUCAUGGGCUAGAAUUCUUCCAAGAGGAAGAUUUGGUGAAGUUAAUCCUGCAGGAAUCAUGUUCUACAACAAGAUUAUAGACAACCUGAUCCUCAAAGGAAUCGAGCCAUUUGUGACACUUUUCCAUAACGAUUAUCCACAUGAACUUGAAGAGAUAUACGGGUCCGGGUCUUGGCUAAACCCCGAAAUGCAGAAAGACUUUGUACAUUUGGCAGAAAUUUGUUUCAAGUUUUUUGGAGAUCGAGUGAAGUAUUGGAUCACGAUUAAUGAACCUAAUGUGUUCAUAGAAUUGUCUUAUGAAUUUGGGUUAUUUCCACCUUCUCGUUGUUCAAAGCCUUUUGGAAAUUGCAAUGUUGGAAAUUCUGAUGUGGAACCUCUUAUUGCCAUGCAUAAUAUGUUGUUGGCUCAUGGAAAGGUAGCCAAGCUAUAUCAUGAAACUUUCAAGCCUAAACAAGGUGGAUCGAUAGGCCUCGUUGUGCACUGUUACAUGUACAAACCACUAACAGACAGUGAGCUCGAUCAUGAAGCUGCCAAAAGGGUGUUUGCUUUCAAUGUUGGCUGGACACUUGAUCCUUCAAUAUAUGGAGACUACCCCGAAGAAAUGCACAAAUACCUUGGAAGUAAAUUACCAAGUUUCUCCCUUGAGGAAAAGAAGUUUAUGAAAAACAGUAUUGAUUUCAUUGGCAUCAACCAUUACUCCACUAUAUAUGCUAAGGAUUGUAUCAACGCUAGUUGCACUCCAUUUGCAAAUCGUGCAAUCCGGGGUUUUGUGGACAUUGUUGGAGAGCGUGAUGGCAUGUUGAUUGGUGAACCUACAGGUGUAGAAGGGAUAUUUGUUGUUCCUAAAGGCAUGGAGGAGAUUGUUAACCAUAUGAAGAUUCGGUACAAUAAUAAACCUAUGUUUAUUACUGAAAAUGGAUAUUCUUCACCCUAUGUGCAUGAGGAACGAAUUAAUGAGAUUUUCAAUGAUGUCAAACGAAUUGAAUUUCACUCAAAAUACCUUGCUUCAUUAGCCAAGUCCAUAAGAAGGGGAGCUGACGUACGUGGAUAUUUCCUAUGGUCGUUAAUGGAUAGUUUUGAAUGGAUGCAAGGUUACAGUUUGAGGUUUGGGUUGUAUUAUGUGGAUCGUCAAACACUAACACGAAUACCAAAACUUUCUACAAGAUGGUAUAAAAAUUUCUUAACAAACAAUAGUGAUCUUAUCGAUAUGGAAGCAUCAAGAUACAAAAUAUCAGUUUAAAAAGAUGUCAUGAUUGUAUUAAAAGCAAAUAUGUAAAAAUAAUUCGAGAAUCUUGUAUGUAACUAUUCCAACAAUAUAUUAUUGGUGCAUUGUCCACUGACUAAGCAAUAAGUAUAAAAAAUGUACUUAAAACUAAUCGUAAACUUCUUAUCACUUGCUUGUAUUAUUGUAAAAGAAUAAAGGAAUUUAAAUGGGAUGAUUACUAUUA
This is a messenger RNA of Lactuca sativa (garden lettuce), 1895 nucleotides long. Its product is annotated as beta-glucosidase 18. The record is from RefSeq and is a predicted model, not a curated record. Gene Ontology annotation, molecular function: beta-glucosidase activity. Gene Ontology annotation, biological process: carbohydrate metabolic process. NCBI's taxonomy places the organism in Eukaryota, Viridiplantae, Streptophyta, Magnoliopsida, Asterales, Asteraceae.